Messenger RNA from Amphiprion ocellaris (clown anemonefish), 2400 nucleotides. It is a transcript of the gene gnb3a, whose product is annotated as guanine nucleotide binding protein (G protein), beta polypeptide 3a. The transcript has 9 exons. NCBI's taxonomy places the organism in Eukaryota, Metazoa, Chordata, Actinopteri, Pomacentridae. Gene Ontology annotation, biological process: G protein-coupled receptor signaling pathway. The record is from RefSeq and is a predicted model, not a curated record. Gene Ontology annotation, molecular function: protein binding; signaling receptor complex adaptor activity. Gene Ontology annotation, cellular component: cytoplasm; heterotrimeric G-protein complex. The coding region runs from base 668 to 1690 and encodes 340 amino acids.
GGUCCUCCAUUAUCUACCCCCCACCUCUUCCAUUAUCUGCCCCCGGCCCUCUAUCUGCCCCGUCCUUUCCCCAUCUCUUACCCAGAUGCAAAGAGCAGUCGGUAAUCGGAUGAGAGCAGAUUUGAUUCAAAAGGCUUCAGUUAAAAUCUCAGGCAGCAGGAUUUAAACUCACUCUGCAGCCUCUUACCGCCGCAGCUCCGCCUCCUCGCCGUUAAUGCACUUCAGCAGCAGCAGCAGCAGCAGCGGCAGCAGCAGCAGCAGCGUUUAAUCACAUGAACAAUGAACAGCAGGAAAAGGCUCAAACUCUCAUUAUCAGAGCAGGUUCACAUCUGGAGCUGAAACACAAACUUCACUAAAUAAAGCUUGAAUCUGAUGUAAAACGCCGUUUAUUUCCUGCAACAUGUGAUUUAAUGUGGACAUCAUAUUUACUUCAGCUUCACGUGACCCGGCCAAGUCCAUUAAAUCAAACCUUCCACAGUCACUCCCUUCCUCUCCUUGUCACUUCAAACAAAUUAGAGGCAAAUCCAGUGGGUCAUGUUUAGACGGGAACAUUCAUUCAGACGGACGCUGCAGGACGAGAACAUCAGCUCAGGUUCUCCCCAAAACACUCCAAGGAUUUCCAGCUUUCCUGACUUCUGUCCUCCUCCAGUGACUGAUAACCUUCGCCAUGGGUGAAAUGGAGCAACUGAGGAAGGAGGCCGACAGCCUCAAAGACCAGAUCACAGCGGCCCGGAAGGCGGUGCAGGACACCACCCUGCAGGAGGCGUCGGCCAGCAUCACUGUGGUGGGUCGAGUCCAGAUGAAGACCAGGAAAACGCUCAGAGGUCACCUGGCGAAGAUCUACGCCAUGCACUGGUCCACCGACUCCAAGUUGUGUGUCAGUGCGUCCCAGGACGGAAAACUGAUUGUGUGGGACAGCAUCACAACCAACAAGGUGAACGCCAUCCCCCUGAAGUCGUCCUGGGUGAUGACCUGUGCGUACGCCCCGUCAGGUAACAUGGUGGCCUGCGGCGGUCUGGACAACAUGUGCUCCAUCUACAACCUGAAGGGCAAAGAUGGAAACGUGAAGGUGAUGCGAGAGCUGGCGGCGCACACAGGUUACCUGUCCUGCUGCCGCUUCCUGAGCGACAGCGAGAUCAUCACCAGCUCAGGAGACUGUACCUGCGUUCUGUGGGACAUUGAGACGGGAACCCAGAAGACGGUGUUUGCUGGACAUCAGGGCGACUGCAUGUCUCUGGCCGUUUCUCCAGACUUCAAGUUCUUCAUCUCAGGCGCCUGCGACUUCACGGCCAAGCUGUGGGACAUCAGGGAGGGAAACUGCAGGCAGACGUUUGGAGGCCACGAGAGCGACAUCAACGCCAUCGGGUUCUUCCCGAACGGUAACGCCGUGAUCACCGGUUCUGACGAUGCCACCUGUAAAUUGUACGACCUCCGGGCUGACCAGGAGCUCAUCACCUACCAGGACUCCGGCAUCAUGUGUGGCGUCACCUCUCUGGCUCCGUCGCUGUCCGGACGCCUCCUCCUGGCCGGAUACGACGACUUCAACGUCAACAUCUGGGACGCUCUGAAGGCCGAGAGAGUCGGUGUGCUGGCGGGUCACGACAACAGGGUGAGCUGCAUCGGCGUGUCCUCAGAUGGGAUGGCGUGUUGCACUGGAUCCUGGGACAGUUUCCUGAAGAUCUGGAACUGAAGCAGCAGCAGCAGCCGACAGCAGGAAGAAGAAGAUAAAUGAAGUUUGAGGGAGGGCUGGGGGUGAGAAGAAGGUUUUAAACUGUGCCAAGAUGUUGGAGAGGUUCUAAUCUCACCUUUCUUCUCUGGGGGUUGGGGGGGAGGGUCUCGGAAAAGAUCAUUCCUAUCAAUAGUUACACUGUUAAAACAUGCACAUUACUGCAGCAGGUGAACAGUUGCCAAACGAAGGUAGAACACUGAUGAAGGUGUGAAGUUCCAGCAGGCGGAGACUCACACCGACAUGUUUUAUAUCCGAGUUAUGAAUAAUACGAGCUUUUCUGUUUCAGACUGUCAUUUGUUCCUAGUUAGAAUCCUUAGACGCUUACAGCUACUUCCUGUUCUUUUUCUAACUUAAUUAAGAUGGAGUGAUAGUUUGCAGACGUUUAGUGUUUGUUUUGUAUGUGAUCGAUGGAUUCUGGGUGUCGUUGUUUGGCCGAACCCCCCCAGUAGCUGAACAGACGGAUAAUAGCGUGUUUUCAUGGUUCACUGAGCUUUUAGCAGAUGACCUACUUGUGUCGGAACAGACUCUUUGUUAUCUGGAUGCUAGUUUCCCUCUGCAGGCUGCAGCUGAAGGACAGUUUCUGUACAUAGAGACAAUAAAACUAGUUUAGUUGCCUCCUCUGAUUCACUCUGUGCAAACUGAAGCAAUAAUAAACUUGGGGUUCUGCAUCA